Messenger RNA from Lottia gigantea (owl limpet), 1380 nucleotides. RefSeq lists its product as hypothetical. The transcript is spliced from 8 exons. Bases 1 to 1380 code for a protein of 459 amino acids. Gene Ontology annotation, biological process: sodium ion transmembrane transport. Gene Ontology annotation, cellular component: membrane. The record is from RefSeq and is a predicted model, not a curated record. Gene Ontology annotation, molecular function: ligand-gated sodium channel activity. Lineage: Eukaryota; Metazoa; Mollusca; Gastropoda; Lottiidae.
AUGAAAUCUAUUGCGAUGUAUGAUUUUUUGGAUGAUGCAACCAUUCAUGGGUGUAACAGAAUUAAAAAGGAGGACAAAUUCAGGAGGGGGCUGUGGACCUUGCUUGUGAUUUCCUCCUUUUGUGUGUGGUUAGGGUUACUUCUCGUUGGUUUGAAGUCAGUUUAUUCGUAUGAAGUUAAAACAGUAAAUAAAUACGAAACGAAACCAUAUAUAAAAUUUCCAACUAUAACCAUCUGUACUCUUUGUUCAAUAUUCCUAUCAAAUAUAGAUCUCAACCAACAGAUACAAGACUCAUUCCUUGUGAACAGUGAUUGGUUACUACUUAAAGGAAAUAUAAGUGAAAAUUCCACUAUGGAAAGACAAUAUCUUAUUGAUCUUUUGAAAAACUCUUCUAUCAUAAUGGAUGAUGUAUUUUUACAAGUUAGAUGGAACAGUCAAGAUCUAGACAUUGCCCGUUAUUUUAAAAGAGUAGCUGUAAAUAAUAACAUAUGUUUUCAAUUUAAUGGAUUUACAAAUCAUGCAAAUUCUCAGAAAUUUCGCACAGUAUAUGAGGGAAUGGCUGCAGGAUUAGAAAUAAUAGCUGAUUCUCGUCAAAGUAAUUGUCCUGCAGGUUUAUAUGAUACGGGUGGUUUACAGGUUUAUAUAUAUGAAGACGAAGAAUUCUCGGAAUCAUCUUAUAUUUUGUUAUCACCCGGUGUAUCAGCAAAUAUAGCCUUAACUAAAUCAUUGAUAACAUACUUACCAAGACCAUAUAAAGGUAUUGGUGGACGAUAUUGUAAUGGUGAUCCUUCAUACAGCAGAUCAAAAUGCGUUCGACAAUGCAUUGAUAACAUUAUUGAAGUAAAAUGUCCCUGUUUUUUAAAAGUAGACAUACAAGGAACAUGCGAUCCAGAUUUUAGUGAUAGUUUCAAGUGUGUUCAAACCACAUUAAAAUCAUCUUUUCAAAAAGUUGAAAAACGACAACUAUGUACCCAGUGUUCAGACCAGUGUGUUAUUGCACAGUUUAGAACUGAUAUAUCUUAUACCUUGUUUCCUAGUAAUCCCGUUAGUAACCAGUUGUAUCAAAGAGAAUAUAUUGAAAAUUUAUCAUAUGCCAGAGAAAAUCUGCUAAAAUUUAACAUUUAUUUCAAAACAAUGCAUGUAGUUAAUGUACAACAUGAAGCUAAGCAUACCAUUGAAACAACAUUAGGCAUUAGGUAUACAAAUAUUUUCGUUACUACAGGUACUGUCGGUGGUCAAAUUGGAUUCUAUCUUGGUGCCAGUGUAUUAUCAUCAAUAGAAUUACUAGAAGUUAUAUGUCACUAUGGUUGGUCAUUAUUGAAGAAACUGUGGUGUUCUGGGUAUCAAUCAAAAACUAAAGUUCAACCUUUUGUACAAUGA